This is a messenger RNA of Pseudogymnoascus destructans, 204 nucleotides long. RefSeq lists its product as uncharacterized. NCBI's taxonomy places the organism in Eukaryota, Fungi, Ascomycota, Leotiomycetes, Thelebolales, Thelebolaceae. The record is from RefSeq and is a predicted model, not a curated record. The coding region runs from base 1 to 204 and encodes 67 amino acids. The transcript is spliced from 2 exons.
AUGGUUGCCAUCAAGCCCGUCUUUGCCUUGAGCCUUCUGGCUAGGCUCAUAGCCCCCGCGCUCUCAGCGGCAGUCAGGAUCAACGCCCUUGGUGACAGCAUUACUGGAUCACCUGGCUGCUGGAGAGCACUUCUCUACCAAAAGCUAGUGCAGGCUGGCGUCACCGACAUUGAGAAGCCAUUGAAGAUUGAAGGAAGUUGUUGA